Molecule: messenger RNA, 1629 nt
Organism: Saprolegnia diclina VS20
Lineage: Eukaryota; Oomycota; Saprolegniomycetes; Saprolegniales; Saprolegniaceae
Exons: 1
Coding region: 17-1429 (470 amino acids)
Biological process (GO): amino acid transmembrane transport
Cellular component (GO): vacuolar membrane
Molecular function (GO): amino acid transmembrane transporter activity
Source: RefSeq, a predicted model, not a curated record
GCCAUCGACACCAAGCAUGGCAUUCCUUACACUAGAAGACAUGAAGAUUGUCGUGUCGCUUGUCUGCUGCUGCCUCGGCGUCGGUAGUCUCGGCCUCGCCGGCAACUACGCCCGCGCCGGCUAUUUCGCGGCCACAAUCGCCUUCAUCUUGAUGGCGAUCAUCAACACGUACGCGACGUGGUGUCUCUGCAAGGUGCUCGUCGUCGCGCCCAAGUCCAUUCUGACGCUCGGCGACCUUGGCGACUGGUGCUUUGGCCGCGUUGGCAAGUAUUUUUCGCUGAUUUUCCAGUGCCUUCUCUGCGCCAUGUACCCGAUCGUGUACCUCGUGCUCGGCGGUACGCUGCUCACGACGCUCUUUCCCAUGUCGUUUUCCCAAACGACGUGGCUGAUCCUCAUGGCCAUCACGCUUCUUCCAGUCUGCCUCGUGCCAACGAUGAAGGAAGGCGCGGGCAUGGCCCUCGCCGGCGGCCUCGCGACCGUCCUCGCCGAUGGUAUUGCGCUCGCGCUCCUCAUCACCAACAUGGAGGACGUCAACCCGACUGGCAUUUCGCCGCCGUCGCCGGACAUUAAUUUUACGAGCGUCACGACCGUUUUUGGCAACCUCGCCUUUGCGUAUGGCGCGUGCAUGAUCAUCCCGUCGCUGACGCACGAGCACACGCGGCCAGAGCGCAUGCCGCGCAUCUCGCUUGUCGCGCAGGGCAUCAUCACCUUCUUCUUCUUUACUGUGGCGCUUCUCGGCGUCUUUUCGGCCGGCUGCCAAACACCCAACAACCUGUUGUUUGCGAUAUCGGGCUCGAAGCUCGGCUUCUCGGCCUCGCGCGGCUAUGUCGUGCUCGCGUUCCUCUUCAUGCAGUUUCACAUUACGAUCGCAUUCGCCGUCAUCUUCUUCCCGGUCUUCCAGAUCCUCGAGCGCCUCGUGCUCGGGUUGCACAAGGACCGUGACAUGGUGCUCGAGAAGGAAGUGCAGACGCCGGCGCUCGACGACGACGUGGAGAGCGCGACCUUUGGUGCGGUCGUCGACGCCGGUCCGCGCGAAGAAGUCAACGCGUACAAGGCCCCCGGGUCGUACUUUAAGGCUUCGCUCGUGCGCACGGCGCUCAUUGCCGUCUGUGUCGUCAUUGCCGUCAUCUGGAAGGACCAUCUGAACGCGCUCGUCGACUUUGUCGGAGCGUCGGCGUCGGCGCUCGUCAACAUGAUCCUCCCGAUGCUCUUUUACCUGAAGACCUUCUGGCCGUCGAUCAAGUGGCCGGAAAAGAUCUUUGCGUUCGUGUGCAUCCUCAUCGCUGUCUUCCUCGGCGUGUACGUCUCGAUUCAAACGGGCAAGGACUUGUUCGCGCCCGAGACGGCGGACCCGAAGAUCCUCUUCCCGCUCUGCCCGGCCGAGUUCCAACAAGUCGUCUUCACCAACACGACCUACUACCACUACUAGUGUGCAACCCCAAUGUCAAGUCUUCUGUGCAAUAUAUCACGGCUGUUGUUGUCUCCAUGGCUUUGUUUUGUUUGCGUGCUGCCACGUCAUCAAGUCAACCGCCGGUUCUAUUGAAUUACACAGUUUUACGCAGAGGUAAAAGAGGUUAUUGAGUCUCUGAAAAGACAUAAGUGCAAAAUGACGGUCGUGGUGCAAACAUG